AUGCGAAACUCCAAUAACCACAAUAUAGAUAUUCUUAAAAAGAGUUGUGUUGGAGUUCAUCUAUGCACUUCAUGCAGAGCCUAUGUAUAUCCCGCUAUCUCCGAAGUUGCUAGAAAGUCUCAAACUAACUGUCCGCUAAAAUAUUGCGAAGGGAAACUGUUAUACAUGCCAUGCAAAGGCAACAGAGGGCAUCCCGUAACCCACUCUUGGCGUCGUGUUGGCAAAAGUUUGUUCUUCGAAGCAAAAGGUACUCAUGAUCAUCCCAAGCCUGUUGUCAAGGUUAGUAGAGUGCGCAAGAGAAGGAAAGAUUCCUGUAGUCAAAUGAAUAUUGAAAUGCCAAGCCAAGAAUCCCUUACUUUGUCUUCUUCAAGUACCUGUCUCCCCAAUGCAAUGCCUUUUCCACAUUCCAUUCGUAAGCUACUUUAA
Molecule: messenger RNA, 426 nt
Organism: Rodentolepis nana
Lineage: Eukaryota; Metazoa; Platyhelminthes; Cestoda; Cyclophyllidea; Hymenolepididae
Source: the annotation of a GenBank genome assembly